Messenger RNA from Carassius gibelio (silver crucian carp), 5332 nucleotides. Its product is annotated as SH2B adapter protein 1. The record is from RefSeq and is a predicted model, not a curated record. Lineage: Eukaryota; Metazoa; Chordata; Actinopteri; Cypriniformes; Cyprinidae. The coding region runs from base 769 to 3378 and encodes 869 amino acids. Gene Ontology annotation, molecular function: transmembrane receptor protein tyrosine kinase adaptor activity. Gene Ontology annotation, biological process: intracellular signal transduction. Gene Ontology annotation, cellular component: plasma membrane. The transcript is spliced from 11 exons.
ACCCUCUCCCUCUGUAUCGCGAGAGACUGACUGGGACAGCAGGCACAGAAAUAUUCAUAUACCUGCAACACGAGCAGUUGCAAACCCUUUAUGAAUAAAUAGAUUCCAUUUGAUUCAUCAAUACGUUUAGCAUCAACGGGGUACAGCCAGACGGAGAGCAAUGAAUAGUAAUUUGAAUACUGGCAGACACACUGCCUGCUUAGCAAUACAGCCAGCUAGCUGACCAGCAGCUCAAACUUGAGCUUUUAUUAGCAGUGCUGGUCUAGCUAUUUAGCACCAGGCUUGUUCAAUAUACAUUUGCAUUUCAUCUUGUUUGGAUUUCACUCACGCCAGCGAAAAAUAGCGUCUUUUGUGCAAAAAAGCUAACUGACUGCACCGGCCUCGCGUUACACACUCGCCUGAAGAUGGUCACAAAUCCCUACCACAGAAUCUUUGCAGAGCCUUGAAACGAACGGAGAUCACCCGAGAACCACCAUCAGCUCAGCCUGCUGCUCAUGACAUGUUUUAGUGAUAUUCCCCAAACAUACAUUUACACAUUUUGUGUAGAAUGUGAACUAUUUUAGAGCACCAGACAUUGGCGUUACAAAGUAAAAUAAUCUUUAAAUGGGGGAAAACAAAUAUCAGUCAUUUUCAGGCUACAAAUUUAUGUCUAUUCUAAAACCGUAGCCUGAUGAGCAGAUCGCGUGCCCCCCAAACACACAUAGAUCACGAAGACCCUGAUGUCCCUGAUGAUCAGUUGGUCUUAAAUCGGGCACUUAUUUGUUAGUCAUGAACGGCUCUCUCUUAACCCCGCCCAGUCCACGGGCUGCGGCUGAUUCGUCUCCCCUUCCACCCUCCCCAUCUCCAUCACCUUCUCCUCCAUCUCCAUCACUGUUGCCCCUCUCCACAAGACCCCCACCACUGCCUCCUCCAAAUCCUGCCAGUCAGCCCUUGUCAUCGUUAUCUGAAACACCCACACCAUCUCCGUCUCCCUGCCUCAGCUGGACCGAGUUCUGUGAGCUCCACGCCCGAGUAGCCGCCGGUGACUUCGCCCGGCAUUUCCGGGCCUUCUUGCAGGAGAACCCUCAUUACUCCCCUGAUUCGGCAGCUGCUUUUUGCCGCCGCUUUACUGACCGAUUCGUUCGACAUUUCGAGAGCGAGCUCGAGGGGACCGGUGUGGGUAGGGAAGGAACGGUGUGCUGGGUUGCCCAACCCGACGUUACGUCGCUGGAGGAGGACGCAGCAUCUCCGUCCUUGUUGUUGCCAGAAGCCGCCACCCUAUCCCUGCCUACUCACACGCGGGCUGCACCCAAACCAGUCUCAAUCCAGGAGGGCCGUGGCACAGAGCAAUUCCAGAGUGCCGGAGCAUUUCAGGACUCGUAUGCUCAUACUCAGAUUCUCCCUCCGUCCUCCUCUUCUUCAUGCUCUUCCUCUAUGGGUGGGAAUAAUGGGAGGAGGGAGGAGAGGGGAAUAGCGGUCAAAUAUAACCAACCUGAAUACAAAGACCUGGAAGAAGAAGACGACAGCUGGGUUGGGCCUGUCGCUGGAGGGGAGGUGGAGACAGAUGUAGUAGGAAAAGACAAUGAGGACGAGGGUGAUAUGACUUUGGAUAGAGCCGAUCUCAGCCAGACUCCGACAUGCCCCAGUCCCUCUAGCACACCAGCAAACUCUGGGUCAAAAGGCAAUGGGACACCCAUUGGGGGUCACUCUAAGAAUAAACUAAAAAAGCGGUUCUCUUUGCGCAGCGUGGGCCGCAGCGUCAGAGGGAGCGUGCGAGGCAUCCUGCACUGGCGCAGCUCCUCCAGUGACUCUCCUCCGAACUGCAGCUCUGGUAAUUCUGCCCCGCUUCCCUCCAGUUACAGCUACACUACAGGCCUGCAAGACGCCAAGAGGAACUCCGCCUCGCAGGGUGUUCCCACUUCUAUCCCUGUCUCUCUCUCCCUUCCCCUCUCUCUCCCUCACUCGUCGUCCUCUUCAUUGCCCCCAUCAUCCUCCAGUAGCGCCACCUCUCUGUCGCUCUCUGAGGCCCGUGACUGGCGGAGAAGCAACGGUGAUGGGGAAAAGGAGAAAUGGAGUCACCGGUUGGAGAAACUGCGGCUGUCUCGCUCACCGCCACCGACUCUGUCCACAACAGCUCCACCUUCUUCAGCCGUGUCGCCCUCGGCGUUACCCCCAAGCAGCAUCGGUGCCCCGAGGAAGAUGGGCAGGCUGGUACGGGAGGGAGGUGUGACCGUGUGCUCCUCUUCGGACGAGUUUGCCAGCACUCAUGGAUUCCCAGGAUUUCCCUUUGGACUGCUGCAUCACGGCACAGACAGCACAGCGUCAGGACAUCCCACGGCCAUGGGAGGAGCUGCAGACGGAAGGGGUAUGCGUUGGCACAAGUGCCGUCUAGUUCUGAAAGAACGAGAUAAGGAUGGAGGGGAUGGAGGGCUGGAGUAUUUCCUGGAGUUUUACAUCCCACCUAAGUCGUCCAAGCCCAGAGUGACUGUCCCAUGCUGCUCGACUGUUAAUGUGAGGAGCACUACAGCUAUAGAGGUGCCAGACAAAGAGAACACCUUCCUUCUACAGGUGGAAGGUCAGGUGCGGUACGUGAUCGAGACCAGAGAUGCGGUUCAGAUGAGAGCUUGGCUUAGUGACAUCAGAAACGCCAUUUGUUUGAGUGAGCAAGAGGAUGUUGAGGGAGUGUGUGGCAGUGCUCUCAGCGAGCUCAGCGGUAUGACAGAAUUCAACGACCGCCUGUCUCAAGUGUGCUAUGGUGGAGUUGGUGGUUCGCCCCAGCUGGAGCCCCUACCUCCUGAGUUGCCACCCCGUGCCCCUCUUGAUGAAUCAGACAGUCGACUGCUUGGUGGGGGCGGAGCUAGUCUUGGCACACCUUUUGCAGAAACUCCUGAUGCCACAGGGUCAUUCCUGUUCUCUGAAGGUUCUGUUUCAGAGACGGUGGAACAUCCUCUGAGUGAGUGUCAGUGGUUCCACGGCACACUGUCCCGUCUUAAGGCAGCCCAGCUGGUGCUGGCGGGCGGCAUGGCCAGCCAUGGAGUGUUCCUUGUGCGACAGAGUGAGACACGGCGUGGGGAGUACGUCCUCACCUUCAACUUCCAGGGCAAAGCAAAGCACUUGCGUCUCUCCCUGAACGAGGAUGGACAGUGCCGUGUGCAGCAUCUCUGGUUCCAGUCCAUUUUUGACAUGCUGGAGCAUUUCCGUGUGCACCCCAUUCCCCUGGAGUCUGGGGGUGCCUCUGAUGUCACCCUCAUCAGCUUUGUGGGGGCCACGAAUGUCCGGCAAACAGGCCGGGAAAGGGCAGGCAGCCGCCCCACAGUCUGUGAUGUCAUCACCACGCGCCACCCCGACUCUCCAUCAACCCCCAUCUCUGACUGUGUACUUGACCAGCAGACCCCGUAGUCCUCCUCAGCCACCUCCUCCCCCUCUGCCUCCCGGACGCCCUCCGCCCCCAACCCCGCCGCAGGAACGAGGGAGCGAAACGGAGGCCGCUGGAGCAAGCAGCGGGGCGGAAGAGUGCGAGGAACGGGAGCGGGACCCGCCCCUCCUCCAGCUGGAAGGGGUGGAGGGCGAGGAGAGAGAAGGAGGGAGAGCAAGAGCCGUCGACAACCAGUACUCCUUCUUCUAAAACGUGGAGAAGAAUGAGGUGGGAUGGAGGAAGAAGAGGAGAGCCCUUCACAAUCAGUUUUCAGUAUUCUCCAGCGGAAGAACUGACCGAUGGGUCACACGACCGAGUUAUUAACACUAUUAAGCAUUCAUGGUACGAGAGAGAGAUGGAGAGAAAGAGAGAGAGAGACACCCAAACACAUAAGCAUAUAUGAUACUGACGGUACAAUUUAUUAAAACACUAAGUAAUGGUACUACACUAAACUGGAGGUGCAUUGUGAAAAUGUUGGUCAUCUUUUACUCAUUGGUUCUCCAGUGUUUGUCAGUGCGAAAGGUCCUCCUCUGGUGCUGCUGCAAGGGAAGGUACGGAAGUGUGAGCGCCGCCACUGAGCUGGUGUUGUGUUUUUAGCAACUUAUUUCUUGAAGAGUCCUUCACGUCAUCGCAAUGUCAAGUCAUUACAGUGUCGGACUCACUUAUUGAUUUAGAUGGCUAGUAUUCUUUGACCCUUCGCACUUAUAGAAAAGGAGUUUCUUUUUUCCCUCAGGUGAGAGGAGAUUGUUACCCACCAGCACUCUUGUUAUUAUUAGUAGUGUUAUUAUUAUUACUGGAGCUGUUUAAGCUGUUUUCUUUUUGUUCUGCCACUGACAAACUACGAAUGUCACAAAGUAAUAACUUUUUAUCUUGUUAAUUUCAAUUGUACUGAUUUUUGCUAGUUCAGUAGCGGGCAUUGCCUCGAGCCUAACAACGUCCACUUUUGCCAAAAAUUUUCAAGCCCAGUCCUCUGAAGUCCAUUAGUAUUCUUCUUCUUCUUAAGGUUAAUUACCAUAUUAAACAUCUCCAUAGACUCCAUUAUUACCUCAGAGUCCUGAUCUGUCGCCUGGCUCCUCUGCUCUCUCUCUCCCUCUCUUUCUCCCUCGCUGUCUUUGCAUCCUACCCUUCCUUUUAGCUUUACAGUCUUUGGUUUUAUUGGUGCGUUUAUUUCUAAGAUAGAUUCCAGAGGAAGGAGAGAGAAUGUCCUUCAUUAAAAAAAGAAAAGAAAGAGAAAUUAUUGAAAAAACGAUAAUAACUGAUGAUGGUGAUGAUAAUAAUUGUCCAAAUAAUAGUAGUUUUAUUUUUUGUUCGUUUCAAAAUGCCUUUAUUUUUGUUGUUUAUAAUAUGAACGCAUAAUAUUUGUUCUCCAAAAUCAGUUUUUCUGUUUCUAAUUUGUUGUGCCUUCUUAUAUCUGUUCUAACCUCACUCUGUCCCACUGCGUUCUCCUUCAAACUGUGCUUCGGUAUCCACAGAUUUCAGGAAAACUUUUGAAAAGGAAAAAUAGAUAAAGAGCCCCUUUCUUCUUGUGCCUUUUCAUGUUGUUAAUUGUCAUUCCCUCUUGUUUCGUGCCAGUCAUUCUUGAUUUUGUGCCUCAGUCUGUCUUUUUGCAGUGUCUGCCAUCCAGUUCAGUGCCUGCAUCUGUAUUCUCCUGCUUUGUCUCUCUCGUUCUGUCUCUGCUUUUUCACUUGUUCUCUUCUUGAUCCUACAGAUCAUUUGUUAUGAUUUGUUUUCUCUCCAUUUUCCCUGUGCUCCCCCCUUUUACCCUUUAUUUAAACCUCUUACUGUGCCUUCUCUCUCUUUUCACUUCUCUCUCUGUCUGUAUGUGCUGGGACCGUGUGUUAAGGUGGACAUUGUUGCCCACUCUGUGUAAUUAGUUUCAGGUACUACAUUGAAUUAAAUGAUGAUGAUAUGAUAUAAUAUAAUUAUUCUGAAACAAUA